AUGGCCUUCACAAUGCACUCCCACUCGGGCCAAUUCUGCCCCGGCCAUGCCAAAGAUGCUCUCGAGGAAGUCAUCCAGCAAGCCAUUGCCCUCGGCUUCAAGACGAUAGGUCUCACAGAACACAUGCCGCGCUACAGCAUCGAGGACCUCUACCCCGAAGAGCUUGAACCCUCCCCCCAAGCCUCCCUCGCCGCCCUGGCCCCCCGCCACGAAGCCUACCUCGUCGAAGCCUCCCGCCUGCAGCUCAAAUACGCUCCCACCCUCCACGUCCUCAUCGCCUUCGAAGGCGAAUUCAUUCGCCCCUCCGACGCGCCCCACGUCCUCCGCCUCGCCAACCCCUCCCUCUACCCGCAAAUCGACUACUUCAUCGGCUCGCUCCACCACGUGCGCGGCAUCCCCAUCGACUUCGACCGCGCGACCUACCUCCGCGCGCGCACCUCCGUGCUUUCCGAGCAGCAGCCCAGGGAUGAAGGCAAAGAAGACGACGAGGUGUUUUUCGAAGCGUAUUACGAUGAGCAGUAUGAGAUGUUGAGGACGUUGAAGCCGCGAGUUGUGGGGCAUUUUGAUCUCGUGAGGCUGUUGAGUGAUCAUGAGCAGCAGGCGCCGGAGAAGCGGGCUGCUAGUAGGGAUGUGAGGACGUGGAAGGGAGUUUGGGAGAGGAUUGUGAGGAAUUUGAGGGUUGUUGUGGAGAGUGGCGCGUGGUUGGAGUGUAAUACCAGUGCUUUGCGGAAGGGUCUUAGUGAGCCUUACCCGUGUAGGGCGAUUGCGGAGGAAUAUCUAUCCUUGGGCGGCAAGUUCACCUUCUCCGACGACAGCCACGGCAUCGCCCAAGUAGCCACAAACUACAUCCGCGGCCUCGACUACCUUGAGAGCCUCGGCGUCUCGGAACUCUGGACUUUCGAGCGGACGCCCCAUCCCGGUGUUGACGGGGGUGCGAAGGCCACCUUGACGGAGAAGAGUGUGUCGAUUGCAGAGUUUAGGGGGAGUCUUAAAGUGUAA
Messenger RNA from Scedosporium apiospermum, 999 nucleotides. RefSeq names its product Histidinol phosphate phosphatase H. The record is from RefSeq and is a predicted model, not a curated record. Bases 1 to 999 code for a protein of 332 amino acids. Gene Ontology annotation, biological process: L-histidine biosynthetic process. The transcript has 3 exons. Gene Ontology annotation, cellular component: cytoplasm. NCBI's taxonomy places the organism in Eukaryota, Fungi, Ascomycota, Sordariomycetes, Microascales, Microascaceae. Gene Ontology annotation, molecular function: histidinol-phosphatase activity.